This is a messenger RNA of Linum tenue, 3540 nucleotides long. NCBI's taxonomy places the organism in Eukaryota, Viridiplantae, Streptophyta, Magnoliopsida, Malpighiales, Linaceae. The record is from the annotation of a GenBank genome assembly.
GAAAGACAGAGAGAGAGGGAAAGAAAAGAAAAAGGAGAAAGAGAGAGGGAGAGACCACCGCCGCCGCGGCAACGCUUAUUUCCCCCGAUCACUCCCCCGCUCUUUAGCUUCCGAUCGCCGGCUGUCUUUUCUGAAUUGAUUCUGUUUUCCACCGGCGUUGUUCUGUUUCAGAUUUCGAUGGUUGAUGAGGUGAAUGAUUUGGGUAGGGUUUUGUUGAUUCGUGUGGAACGGGAAUUCUAAUAACUGUGUGGAGGCGUUUUUUCGCAUGCUGUUUCCCCCAGCGUGCUAGCCGACGGGGAUUGCGCGGUCGGAUGUCUCAAAGGCGAUCGUCGUCCGUCGAUUGUCCCUCCCAACGCACUGCCGGUGGCGGCGCCGCUGCUGCUGCAGCCGCCGCCGAUUACCGAGUCUCGGCUAAGCGCAAGUUGGACGAUUACGUGUCUUCAGUCGAAGAGGACGAUGAGGACCCGGCCGUCUGGGACCUGGUAAGCGUGAGAAUGCGGAAGGACGAUUCCCUCUCCGCCGUUAACUCCUCUUCCGACGGUCAGAACCAGGGUCGGUUUUCAUCGAGCGGCGGCGGCGGGGUUGGCGGUGAGGAUGGGCCCGUCUCUAGCUCGGGGGAUGGCGCCGGAGACGUCUCGUCUCUCCCUUCUUGUUCGCGCGCGGCGUCGCCUCCUGCCGUGGGGCUCACUACGUCGGUUACGAGGCUCCAGUUCUUCGUCCGGAUGAUCUCCAACGGGAAUCACAUCGUUAUCAAUGCCAGUUCGGAGGACACCGUGGAAAAGAUUCUGUUGAGAAUUCAGGUCAUCACUGGGAUUCCUGCUUCCGAGCAGAGGUUAAUUUACAACGGGAAGCAGCUGCAGCCGGAGCAAUCACUGGCGGAGUGUGCGAUUCAGAAGGAUGCCGCACUUCAUUUAGUUGGCCGGAUGCGGAGUACAAAGCAUCCACAGACUUGCCGGGUAGUCGAGGAAUUGGUAAUGCUUAUUUGCAAACUAUGUAAAGGCGGGAUGCAUCCCGCUUAUGCGCCUAAGCAGAUUACAGAUUUGAUGACCGAGUUCUUCAAAUUGACUGGAAACAGUGAAAUUGAGGACGCAGGCGGCCAUUUUGAGAUUUUCAUGUCAUACUCUGCUCCAGAAGCAUUGGUGAUGCUGUAUAUCUCGACCACCACAGGUAACAAAGAAUGUGCUGAUAGUUCGAUUAAGCACUUCGUAAACUCCUGUAGGGCUUUGCCAAAGUCAUUGCAUGCGAAGUGUGCACUUGUGAUCUUAGAAUUUUGCAAGUUGCUUAGGAAGGUUGCUAAUGAUGAUCUUCUGUAUGUCUGCUGUCGAAGCAUUCUUGGUUCAUUCUUGGAAAAUGAUCUGGGGUGGCGUUGGUCAUUGAAGUGUGGGGUAGGUGUGGACGAUGUAAAGGCAUCUAUUACGAUAUCAGAGAUUUUCCCUUUUGUUCAGGAGUUAGCUACUAGGUUGUGCGAUGGUCUGGAUUCGAAUCUGGAAACUCCAGGAAGUUUACGGCCAUCAGCUACUGAUGUUCGUGACUUCUCUGGAUUCUUGUCACCAUUACGGACUGCUAUAGCAGAGCAGUUAAGAACUGGCCGACUACUAUAUGCUGAAGAGAUUGAGCAGCUUCGUGUUAUAUAUUGGGACUUGUUAAGGAAGAUGGAUCAGUGCCUUCUUAAGUUGGACUCCUCGACUUCGAAGUCAAGUGGAGAAGGUGAGUUGAAUCUUACAUCAGGGUCUCAGUAUCUUGCCAUUUUGAAGGAACUGAAUGAAAUAAGUAAGCUUUACGAGGGUUCCGAAGAAUUCUGGAUGAUGUUGAAACUUAGAAAGACUUCGAUUCGUGGUUUGAUCGUUAAAUACGCUAAGAGAACUGAUGAUCAUCAAUGGCUUCUUCUGCACAAGGAUGUAACAGAUUUUGAGUCGCGGAGGCAUUUGGCUAUGAUGAUGUUACCUGAGGUGAAAGAAGACUAUGAGGAUCUAUACGAGAUGCUUAUUGACAGGGCACAUUUGUUGGAGGAGUCAUUUGCAUAUAUAGGCCGUGCUGAACAUGAGUCAUUGCAUGGAGGUUUAUUUAUGGAAUUCAAGAAUGAGGAAGCUACUGGUCCUGGUGUACUGCGAGAGUGGUUUCCCUUGGUAGUUCAGGCUUUAUUCAACCCACAAUAUUCUCUUUUCCUGGCAUGCCCAAAUGAUCAAAGAAGGUUCCACCCUAAUCCUGGAUUUGCAGCAUCUAAGGUGGAACCGAGGCAUCUCGAGUAUUUCACCUUCUCGGGCCGAUUAAUCGCACUAGCUUUGAUGCACAAAGUGCAAGUUGGAAUAGUUCUUGAUCGCGUCCUUUUCUCGCAAUUAGCUGGAGGACACAUAUAUUUGGAAGACAUAAGGGAUGCAGACCCAAUCUUGUACAGUAGUUGCAAGCAAAUUCUGGAUAUGGAUGCUGACUUUAUUGACUCCGAUGCUCUAGGACUGACAUUCGUUAGAGAAUUCGAGGAGUUGGGGUCCAGGAAUUUUGUGGAACUCUGCCCUGGUGGGAAAAAUGUCAUAGUAAAUAGCAAGAACCGAGAAGAAUAUAUCAACCUCCUGAUUCACCAUCGAUUCGUCACAUCAAUCUCUGAACAGGUCUCGCAUUUUGCACAAGGCUUCUCUGAUAUUCUUUUGAAUGGAAGCCUCCCUAGGUUCUUUUUCCAAAGUUUGGAGCUUGGAGAUCUUGAUGGGAUGCUGUAUGGGAGUGAAGGUGCCAUCUGUGUUGAAGAUUGGAAGAAACAUACCAACUACAAUGGCUUUGAAGAAACAGAUCCUCAGAUAUCCUGGUUCUGGGAGAUCGUUGGGGAAAUGUCAGCUGAGCAAAGGAGAAUACUGCUCUUCUUCUGGACAUCGGUGAUGUAUCUUCCUGUAGAGGGUUUCCGAGGCUUGAGUUCUCGGCUCUACAUAUACAAGUCCAGGGAACCACAUGAUCACCUGCCUUCAUCCCACACAUGCUUCUACCGCAUCUGUUUCCCACCUUACCCAUCCAAGGACAUCAUGCAAGAUCGCCUCCGCGUCAUAACCCAAGAGCACAUUGGUCGCAGCUUCGGCACCUGGUGAAAUGCCUGGGUUUAGAGGAGGCGCGUUCUUUAAUCUGCACAUAGAAAGAACGAGAAAAAAAAGCUAUGAAAAAAGGAAGAAGAAGAAAUCAGGUUUUGUACAGAUAGGGGGUUUGAUGCCAAAAGUCCUAUAAUUUAAGGAAGGUCCAUUGUUAGGUUUUGAUCUUUACAUUGCCGCUGUCGUCAUCUCGUCGGGUUAUGGAUCAUGGAGGUCAUUGCUCUGGUCUGGUUCGUUUUUUGUUUCGACGGGUAGGUCUGUUAAUAUAGGGUUCUUAAGCAUAUGAAUAACGGUCUGGAGUCAUAGAAAGGAAGCACAGAAGGGAAUUUCAGUGCUUUCUUCCGUAAGACUUCUCUCCCCUUCCCCCUUAGUUUUAAACUAUUGACAAUGAGUCUAAUGAUCUAGUUUUUCUUCUUUUUGUCGCUAUUUUCGUCGUAAGUACGCAGAAUCAUGCUUGCAGUGACAUCUCAAA